AUGGCCACAACCCGCGCAGCUCCUUCCGAGGCCCCUUCCCCACUGCUCACCCGCCUCAGACAAGAUGGCUUCGUGAUCAUCCCGUCGGUGCUCACCCGGGACGAGCUCGGCACGCUCCGCAGCGCCGCCGCCCGCCUGACCGCCGUGGCGCGCGCGGGCGACUGGCCACACGUGCGCACCGUCGGCAAGCAGUUCCCUCCCUGGGACGCCUCGCUGGUGAAGAAGAAGCAAGGCGAAGGCGGCGUCGGCAUCUGGGGCGUGCAGCACCUGCUGCACCCGGACCUGCCCGUCCCCCAACAGGAAGACAGGGCGGCCUUUGUGCGGCUGUAUUUCCACGAGCGGUUGCUGCGUGUCGCGAGGGAGUUUUUGGAGAUUGGAGACGGCGACGAGGAUGGGGAGGGAGAUGGGAAGAUGACGAUGGAGUUGUGCAACAUGCUCGUUAGGCCUGACGCGGGUUGGGAGGAGGAGGAGAAAGAGGAGGAGAAGGGGAAGGAGAAGAAGAAGAAGAAGAAGAAGAAAGGGUUUGCGCUGCGCUGGCACAGGGAUGACAUCCCCUGGUCUGCGACGCCGGAAGAGGAGACGGCGCGGCUGAAGCGGGAGGGGGACCGGUACGUGCAUACGCAGUGGAACCUGCCGCUGUGGGACGACGAUAGUCUGGUUGUGGUCCCCGGCAGCCACAAGCGGGCGCGCACGCAGGCCGAGCGGGACGCGGACCCGUUCGACGAGAAUUUGCCGGGGCAGGUGAAGGUGCAGUUGAAGGCGGGGGAUGUGGUGUUCUAUGAUAAUAAUAUCCUCCACCGCGGCGUGUAUGACGGGGAGAAGGAGAGGAUGACGCUGCACGGGUCGGUCGGGCAUGUCGAGGGGAGUCAGGAGCGGGCGAGGAACGUGCUCCAGCACGGCGUGGGCGACUGGGUGGAUCGGUGCGAUUUCUCGGUGCUGGGGGAGGGGAAGGAGAGGAGGACGGCCGAGGGGAUGAGGAGGAGAUUGGUGCAGCUGGGCAGGGAGAACCAGGGGCGGGAUAUUGGGUAUUCCUUGGAGGGGUAG
Chaetomium strumarium is the source of this 1044-nucleotide messenger RNA. RefSeq lists its product as uncharacterized. The transcript has a single exon. The record is from RefSeq and is a predicted model, not a curated record. The coding region runs from base 1 to 1044 and encodes 347 amino acids. NCBI's taxonomy places the organism in Eukaryota, Fungi, Ascomycota, Sordariomycetes, Sordariales, Chaetomiaceae.